AUGCCGAGUCCGCGCACCUCGUCCAGUGGGGACGACGACCGCCAGACCGACGCGACCCCGCUCCUCGGAGGGUCUGCAGGUGUCCAGGUCAAGCCCGAGCUGCGAGAGGGCAAGGCCACCGUCGUGUCGUGCAUCGCCAACCUCGCCAACACCAUCAUUGGCACUGGCUCACUCGCAAUGGCGCACGCCUUCUCCGGCGAGGGCCUCAUCCCGGGCAUCGUCAUGGUCAUGGUCUGCGGAGGCGCAGCCGCGUUCGGCCUGUACCUCUUGACCCGGAGCGCCGCCAUGGCACCGCACCGCGCCGCGAGCUUCUCGUCCCUCAGCACCCUCACCUAUCCCGGCCUCGCACGAUUGUUCGACUUUGCCGUCGCGCUCAAGUGCUUCGGCGUCUCCAUCUCGUACCUCAUCGUCAUCGGCGCCCUCGUCCCCAAGGUCGUGCACUCGUUCAACCCGGACCUGACCGACAGCGUCCUGCUCGACCGGCGCCUGUGGAUCCUCGCGUCCAUGACGCUCCUGUGCCCACUCGCAUUCUUGCGCCGCCUCGACAGCCUCAAGUUGACGUCGUACAUCGCCCUCUGUGCGAUCGGUUACCUCAUCUUCGUCGUCGUCUUCUACACGUUCGUCUCGCACGAGCACCUGCCGCCGUCGGGCGACGUCGAGCUGUUCCGGUUCGGGCCGUCGUUCAUCCAGAGCCUCCCGGUCCAGGUCUUUGCGUUCACGUGCGCCCAGAACGUGUUUGCCGUGUACAACGAGGUCCGGACGAACUCGCAAGCGCGGCUCAACCUCGUCAUUGGGACGUCGAUCGGCGGUGCAGCCAUCAUCUACGAGAUCCUCGGCAUCCUCGGGUACCUCACGUUCGGCGCAGCGGUCGGCGGCAACAUUAUCGAGAUGUACCCACGCACGCGCCUCGUCUCGUUCUGCCAGGUCGGCAUCACGAUCCUCGUCCUGUUCUCGUACCCGCUCCAGCUGCACCCGGCGCGCGCCUCGCUCGACAAGUUCCUGUUCCCCGUCCAGCCGACCGAGGGCGACCGCGACGACGAGCCGGCAUCGGCGGCGUCCGACCACGGUUCGGGCGACGAGAUCCCGCUCGGACGGUUCGUCAUCGAGAGCGGCGUGCUCCUCUUCUCGACGUUCGUCAUUGCCAUGUUUGUGUCGAGCCUCGAGGUCGUCCUCGGCUUUGUCGGCGCGACGGGCAGCACGACCAUCUCGUUCAUCCUCCCCGCCGUCUUUUGUGCGUCCCCCUCUCACCCUCCCUCUCCCUCUUCUCUUCUCUCCCGCCUCACAGAGCCGCACGCCUGA
Molecule: messenger RNA, 1299 nt
Organism: Rhodotorula graminis WP1
Lineage: Eukaryota; Fungi; Basidiomycota; Microbotryomycetes; Sporidiobolales; Sporidiobolaceae
Exons: 10
Coding region: 1-1299 (432 amino acids)
Biological process (GO): amino acid transmembrane transport
Cellular component (GO): fungal-type vacuole membrane
Molecular function (GO): L-glutamate transmembrane transporter activity; L-serine transmembrane transporter activity; L-tyrosine transmembrane transporter activity
Source: RefSeq, a predicted model, not a curated record